AUGGCCGAUAGCAAAAAGGAUGAUGACAGCACGGAUACCAAAGAUGAUGAUGACGGUACCAAUAGCAAGCCUGAGAUUGAAAGGAAGAGCAUGAUAGAAGAUGACGACGGUGCGGAUAUUAAAAAGGAUGAUAGUACGGGUAGCAAGGAAGAUGACGAGAGCACGGAAAGCAAAGAUAGUGAUGACAACACGGAUACCAAAGAUGAUGAUGACGGUACCGAUAGCAAAGAGAAUGAUGAAAAUAAGGAUAGUGAUGAUGACGAUGGAACAGAUGAUAAAGAUGAUGACAAAAGCACGAAUAGUAAAGAGGGAUGA
Bolinopsis microptera is the source of this 315-nucleotide messenger RNA. Its product is annotated as prostatic spermine-binding protein-like. The record is from RefSeq and is a predicted model, not a curated record. Lineage: Eukaryota; Metazoa; Ctenophora; Tentaculata; Lobata; Bolinopsidae. The transcript has a single exon. Bases 1 to 315 code for a protein of 104 amino acids.